Sciurus carolinensis (gray squirrel) is the source of this 1558-nucleotide messenger RNA. RefSeq names its product protein phosphatase 1 regulatory subunit 32 (gene Saxo4). The record is from RefSeq and is a predicted model, not a curated record. Bases 163 to 1440 code for a protein of 425 amino acids. Lineage: Eukaryota; Metazoa; Chordata; Mammalia; Rodentia; Sciuridae. The transcript has 14 exons. Gene Ontology annotation, molecular function: phosphatase binding.
GUGGCCUCUGUGGACCUCAGAACCACUGCGAAGGGCAGGUGAGGGUGGGGCCCGCUGCUGCUUGCGCCAGGAGAGCAGGGCCAACUUCCAGUGGAUGGUGGGCAAGGCCAGGGAGCUGAAGGGGAGACCAGGAGGCCCCCGGGGGCCCUGCCCUACAGCAUCAUGAUGGGGAAACUCCCUUUGGGGGUUGUGUCUCCUUAUGUGAAGAUGAGCUCGGGGGGCUGCACGGACCCCCUGAAAUUCUACGCCACCAGCUACUGCACAGCCUACGGUCGGGAGGAAUUCAAGCCCCGGAUGGGCAGCCAUGUAGGCACAGGUUACAAAUCAAACUACCGGCCUCCGGUCUCCUACCAGCCCCACCUGGAUGCCCUGGACAACUCGGCCAUGGGGGAACAAGUCCGGAACAAUUUCCAGUCCGUGACCAGUCAGAGUUACGGUCCCCUGGAGGUGCCCGACGGCACGCAGCCGCUACCCUGGAACAUGUACCAGACCACCUCCAGCUACGGGCGCGAGAAGCCCAGCGAGGGCCUCCUCACUAAGGAGGUCAGGAAGGUCCAUUUUGACACCCAGGAUCACGGAGCCCAGUCUAUCACGGGGCUGGAGCCCAGGGACAUUCCCUUGCUCCACCAGCAGCAAGCCAAGGGCUCGCCAGAGUGGGAGAACUCUCGCUACGGCCCACGCUUCAUGACUUCUGAGUACAAUUCCAAGUACCUCAAGGAGCCGUCCAUCCAGCCAGAUCUCUUGCAGAAGAAAUCAAUCGGUGCCAAGGAGGAGACUGGCUUCACAGAGGACUCCAUCAAAAGCCCUAUAGUCUUCCAGCCACCCUCCCAGGUGGUCCCUGGGGACCCUGUCCUCCUCCCAAACCGGAGUGUCACCAAGUCGGACUUCCUCCCAAUGACUCACCCUCACGGAAGUGAGUACCUGCCGGUGCUGUCCAGAGGUUCUGAGCGCGAGACGGGCUACAGCAGAGUGAAUGAGAGGACUCUGAACCCCAGAGUGCCCCCACCCAGCCCAGAACCCAGCAGCAUGAGCCACCGCCAAUUCCAGCCCCCGCAGCGGCUGCAACAGACCAACGUUGCCCUGCUUGGCCGCGAGACUGUGGGGAACAAGGAGCCCACGGGGUACAGCCUUAACAACCCCGCCUAUGUCCGGAGCUCCUAUGACCCAGACAGGGAUAACCGGUACCUGACCACCUACAACCAAGGGUACUUUGAAAACAUCCCCAAGGGGCUGGACCGGGAAGGCUGGACUCGAGGUGGCAUCCAGCCCCAGAAGAUGGGAGGCUAUGCCCUCAACCAGUCAGUCUCCCGCAUGGAGGCCACUCCCAGCCCCACAGAGAGCCUGCGGCGCCUGCACCCCCAUGUGGGAAGAACCUUGACCUCAGUUGACCCCUUCUAUCGCGACACACCUCACAGCAGCCGCUACAUGGCUUCCAGCUGAGCCAGAGGCCCAGGUUUACGGACCCCACAGGACAGAAGCCAAGUCUCUGUCCCCAUUCCCACCCCUCCCCCACAGUGCCUCCCGAGCUACUUUCCUGAUGAAAUAAAGAACACUGAAC